This is a messenger RNA of Fonsecaea nubica, 1338 nucleotides long. RefSeq lists its product as hypothetical. Lineage: Eukaryota; Fungi; Ascomycota; Eurotiomycetes; Chaetothyriales; Herpotrichiellaceae. Bases 1 to 1338 code for a protein of 445 amino acids. The transcript has a single exon. The record is from RefSeq and is a predicted model, not a curated record.
AUGUCCUUGACAUCGUCUCCCCCACCUCCCCUAACACCGCCGGACGAUGAUGGCACCGCGCCCUCAGUACCUUCUGCCUCUUUCGUCAGCCUCAAGUACGCUCCAAGUCAAAAGUGCAUCUGCGCCAACCGAGCCGAGUCGGAGCUGGCUACCUCGCUUUGUCCCCAACACGGAUACCACGACUCCAAAAGCAAGAUAGUCAUACAGAAGAAUUCAUAUGGCGUUGGCGACGCACAGAAGAGAGGAAGAGAUACACAAGACCGUCGUGACAAUAGCGCGCAAGGGAGAGUGAGGACAAGAAAGAACACUCCAGAAUUCCACCCUCGACGCUCUCGAACUCCAUUAUACCCUCGACAUCCGCUUGGUAUCAACAAUGCUGGGAUGAGCGCCGUGGGGGCUUUCACCGCAGAACUUGGGCUCAUGAACGACAAUCUGCAUCGAAUGUUAACCCACCCCAGCGCUUCUGACGAACAUAUCCAUUCGGUCCAAUUCUCUGAGCGGUCACCACUGAAGCGAAUCGACUUUCUUGGAUGGCCACUCGAAGCACGGAAGCUCAUUUACCGCUUCUUGCUCGUCCCGGCCAAAAGAUCAGUCAUUUUUCCAGACAAAGACAGCAAUGACACAUUCCGCCACCUGAAUCCAGAUCUUAACGCGAGGAUACUCCAGACCAACAGUCAAGUGUACCGCGAAGCCCGAACUAUUCUGUAUGGCGAGAACACCUUCGUCGGGGCAGAGCCAAGUGAUUUUUUCUUUCCCAACGGCAUUCAAGGCCUUCGAGCAAGCACAGCGGCGAGGAUCAAGCAUCUCUCGUUCGUCCGGAAAGGCACCGGUCCGACGCUAUGUGACAUUGACAGCAAUGUUCUGUCGACGUCCAUCCUUUCGCUCUUUCAACAAUGUCCGGCAUUCCUCUUGCUAAAAACCCUCACAAUCAGAUUCGAAGUCAUCCGGCCUCUGACUGUAAACAUGUUCAAUUUACAAGUGCAGUAUGCCAACAACGGAAUCGGCAGCAACAUCAAGUCAGCGUACAACAAGACUGAAGUGGCCACGAAGGCUGCCGCAAUGGUGGCGUAUAGGGCGUUGAGAAAGAAAUCACCAUUCCAGGGGUUGAAAGAGGUUGCAAAUCGUUUCGAGAGUGUCUGGGAUCCCAGCAAAGAUGGAGCCAUCAAACAUGUGAUCGAGAUGUGUUUGUUUAGAACCGAGGAACCGAGGUCGGAGUACCAGGAGCACAGCCAAAUGCUGCGUGAAGCAAUCUUGGACAUGUUGUUUGAGGAGAAGGAGCGAGACGUGGACGGGGCUGAUAUGAGGUUCCAGAACUUUAUGAAACCGUGCCCUGAGUGA